AUGGAUGAAGACGAAGAAAUAUCCCCCACGCAGGAGAUAGAUUUCUGCACAUUGGGAAUGCUCAUAAUAGAUGAAAUCCACUACCUCCCACCCAGAGAACCCGUCUUCAACAUCCUCGGCGGAGCAGGUUCCUACUCCGCCCUCGGCGCCCGCCUCUUCUCCCCACCCCCGUUCUCCAAGACCAUCUCCUGGAUAGUAGAUAAAGGCAGCGAUUUUCCACCCACCGUGCACUCUCAAAUCAGCUCCUGGCAGUCCUCCUGCCUCUUCCGCAGCGACGCAACCCGCCUCACAACCCGUGGCUGGAAUGGCUACGACCUGUCCCAGAACCGCUCCUUCGCAUACAAGACCCCCAAACUCCGACUCGACGCCAACUCUUUAACGCCCACGCUCCUCUUCUCCAAGUCCUUCCACCUCUGCUGUUCCCCCACGCGCUGCAUCGAACUAGUAACCUCCAUCUUACGCCGCCGCAAGGCUCUGCACCCCGGCACCGGAAAACCCCUCUUUAUAUGGGAACCCGUCCCCGACCUCUGCACCCCCUCCGAACUCCUAAACACCACCAAUGCCCUGCCCUACAUUGACAUCUGCUCGCCCAACCACGCCGAGCUUGGCGCCCUCAUGGGCGACGACAUGCCCCCAUCUCCCACUUCCCCCUCCACUCCCACUCCUCCCUUCGACCCCGCAGCCGUAGAACGCUCCUGCGAACAGCUCCUCGGAUCCAUGCCCCUGCAAUCCUUCGCGCUCGUAAUCCGCUGCGGCGCUGCAGGCUGCUACAUAGCAAAGAACGGCGGGCGCAGCCGACGGCCCAGCGUCGUGAAGCGUCCGCGGCCACGGAACCACGCGCGGGGCGGCCUAACGCACGACACGGAUAUGGAGGCACUAUUCGCGGGUUUGAUGAAUGGGGAUGGCAGUUUUGAGAGGGAGAUAGUACCGGUUGAUCCGGGAAUUGAGACGUGGCUGCCUGCGGUUUUCACUGCUGAUGCUAAGAGUAAGAAUGCAGAGGAAAGUGGGAAUGGAGCGCGGGAUCAUGAGAGAGUGGUUGAUCCCACGGGAGGCGGGAAUGCAUUUUUGGGCGGACUGGCGGUGGGGUUGGCGAGGGGGAAGGAGGUACUUGAUGCGGCUGUUUGGGGGAGUGUGGCGGCCAGUUUUGCCAUUGAGCAGGUUGGAAUCCCGAUUCUCGGAGUUGAUGCCGAGGGCGUGGAGACCUGGAAUGGGGUGCGGGUUGAGGAACGGUUGAAU
Lachnellula hyalina is the source of this 1236-nucleotide messenger RNA. RefSeq lists its product as uncharacterized. The annotation marks the transcript as partial. Lineage: Eukaryota; Fungi; Ascomycota; Leotiomycetes; Helotiales; Lachnaceae. The record is from RefSeq and is a predicted model, not a curated record. The transcript is spliced from 2 exons.